Molecule: messenger RNA, 6645 nt
Organism: Penicillium nucicola
Lineage: Eukaryota; Fungi; Ascomycota; Eurotiomycetes; Eurotiales; Aspergillaceae
Product: type I polyketide synthase
Exons: 5
Coding region: 1-6645 (2214 amino acids)
Biological process (GO): secondary metabolite biosynthetic process; fatty acid biosynthetic process
Molecular function (GO): fatty acid synthase activity; 3-oxoacyl-[acyl-carrier-protein] synthase activity; phosphopantetheine binding
Source: RefSeq, a predicted model, not a curated record
AUGAACGGUAAUAAUGGCUCUGAGUCUGCUCCUAACGGUGAAACGAGCACGCCGGAGCCCAUUGCCAUCAUUGGGUAUGCCUGCCGGCUUCCGGGGCAGGUCACGUCUCCCAGUGAACUGUGGGAAUUAUGUACCCGAGCUCGAAGUGGCUGGUCUCCCAUCCCCAAAGAUCGAUUUUCUCUUGAUGCAUUUCAUCAUCCCAACCCGUCAAAAGUGGGCGCUUUCAACCCGGUGGGAGGCUACUUCCUAGAUGAAGACAUUGCGCGCUUCGAUGCACCUUUCUUCAACGUCACCGUCCAAGAGGCGACGUCCAUGGAUCCUCAGCAGCGUCUACUGCUGGAGUGCUCAUUUGAAGCUUUGGAAAGUGCUGGCAUUCCCAAAGAACAUCUUGCGCGCCGGAACGUGGGCGUCUUCGCGGGUGGAAAUUUUGCCGAUUACGAGCUUAACAACAUGCGCGAUAUCGAAACCAUUCCUAUGCAUCAAGCCACUGGCUGUGCUCCCUCCCUUCAAUCUAAUCGGAUUUCAUACUUCUUUGAUCUAUCAGGGCCCAGUAUCACUGUGGACACAGCUUGUUCUUCAUCCAUUGUGGCGCUUCAUUAUGCAGUACAAAGUUUGCGAAGUGGAGAGUCAACGGAAGCCCUAGUUGCAGGAUGCCGCCUGAAUGUGGUUCCAGAUCUUUUUGUUUCUAUGUCCAUGUCACAACUAUUUAAUGACGAGGGCAAAACUUACUCUUUCGAUGAGAGAGCCACUUCUGGAUUUGCACGUGGUGAAGGUGCUGGAGUCGUCAUUCUCAAGCCUCUUGGAGCCGCAAUGCGUGACCGCGACCCUAUUCGAGCAGUCAUUGCCAACUCUGGAAUCAACCAAGAUGGGCGAACAAAGGGUAUCACAUUGCCCAAUGGUGAAGCCCAGGAAAAUCUCAUUCGACGCGUAUACCAAGAGGCCAAUUUGAAUCCUGAAGAAUGCGGCUUUGCGGAGAUGCACGGUACCGGAACAAAGGCUGGCGAUCCAAUUGAAGCAGCAGCUAUUCAUGCAGCUCUCGGGAAGGGACGUACUCCGAGAAAUCCUCUCUAUAUUGGAUCUGUGAAAUCCAAUAUUGGUCAUUUGGAGGGAGCAAGUGGCAUCGCUGCAAUUAUAAAGGGAGCCAUGAUGCUUGAUCGAGGGCUAAUACUUCCAAAUGCCGAGUUUCGCAAGCCCAAUCCUAACAUUCCCAUGGAUGAAUGGAACAUGAAGGUCUUGACUACCACUCGACCUUGGCCUCCUCGGAAGAAGUAUCUGAGUGUUUCUAAUUAUGGUUUUGGAGGUACAAAUGCCCAUGUUGUUCUUGAGAAAGCACCACUGGAAUCUAAGGCACCAACCGAGGCAGUCGAGGAUGUCGAGGUAGACCCUAAGCGCAAGCUCUUCCUGAUAUCUGCCAACGAUAAAGAGUCUCUGCGGCAUAGAAUCAAAGACUUCGGGAUUUACUUCGAACAGCAUCCUGAAGUCUUUGAGAAAGCUCUCUUUGGCAAUUUUGCUUACACUCUUGGCAAUAAGAUGUCCCAUCUCUCCUACCGCGUGGCAGUCUCAGCGACCUCGCUGGAUGAGCUUGGCAUGCGCCUUGCUCAGCUGAAGAUCAACCCAUUCUUAGUCCUCGGUACUCCAAUUCUGUCAUUUGUAUUCACUGGCCAAGGAGCUCAAUGGGCACAGAUGGGUAUUCCUCUCAUACAUGAAUAUCCUGUCUUUGCAUCUGCCAUCGCAAGAGCCGAUAUAUGUCUACGUGAACUCGGGGCGGAGUUCUCUCUAUUCGAAGAGCUAGAGAAAGAUACUGCCAUAUCCCAAAUCAACUCUCCACAUCUGAGCCAGCCGGCUUGCACAGUGCUUCAGAUUGCACUUGUCAAUCUCUUACAGUCUUGGGGUAUCCGACCUUCUUCGGUGGUCGGCCACAGUUCUGGAGAAAUCAGUGCUGCCUAUGCCGCAGGAAUAUAUGAUUUGGAAGCGGCCGUGGCUCUUGCAUAUCGCCGAGGACAAAUGACAACCCUGCUCAAGGCCAAAUUCCCAACUUUGAAAGGUACCAUGAUUGCUAUUGGUGCUAGUCGUGAUGACAUCCAGCCCAUGUUGAAACCACUUCCUGGAUACGCCACUAUCGCUUGUGUCAAUAGUCCCUCAAGCGUUACCGUCUCAGGAGAUUUACCGGCAAUUGAGAGCCUCGAGCAGAUCUUGCAACACAAGCAGAUCUUUAACCGACGACUGAAAAUUGACGUCGCCUAUCAUUCUGAUCAUAUGAAGAAUGUAGCUGAUGCAUAUCUUACUGCUAUUCAAGAUAUCCAACCUUCUACAUAUGCUACAGCUGCAUUCUACUCUUCGGUUUUCGGUCGUCUUGCAGAACCCUCAGAGCUCGGUCCAGCAUACUGGGUCGCAAACCUGACAUCGCCAGUGUUGUUCCCAGAUGCUCUUUCCAAGAUAGUGUCGGAUGAUGAGACACGGCCAAAUCUUUUAGUCGAGAUUGGUCCACACUCUGCCCUCAAGGGUCCUAUAAUGGAUACCUUAAAGAGCCUGGGUCUCAUCGCGUCAAAGAUUGGAUAUACUUCCACAAUUCUCCGUAACGUGGACGCAGCUGAGUCAAUUCUCGAUACCGCUUCGGAUGCCUACGUGAGAGGUGUCAAUCUCAAUAUGACUGAGCUCAACUUCCCCAAGACCGGUGCUGAGAAUCGCUGGUUCUUGACCAAUCUACCUCGCUACCCUUGGCAACAUGGAACACGGUACUGGCAUGAUGCACGCAUUCCCCAAAAGCAUAUUACGAGAGAUCGUGCCAGAAACGAUAUUCUGGGUCUGUUGGCAAAUUAUUCCAAUGACUUGGAGCCAACAUGGCGCAACAUCUUGCGUUUGGAUGAUAUUCCUUGGCUACGGGAUCACCGAAUGCAGGGCAUUCCCGUCUUCCCUCUGGCUGGCUAUCUGGUCAUGGCCAUUGAAGCUAGCCGUCGCGGUGCUGAGCAGCAUGAUAUCCCAUUUACUCACUUUGAACUUCGAGAAGUGAUCGUUGGCGCUGCUCUUUGCCUCAGCGAUGAUACAGAUGCAGAGCUUACUAUUACACUUCGACCAUACGCCGAAGGUACUCGUGGUUCAUCUGAUGUCUGGAGUGAAUUCCGCGUGUGCUCCUGGAACUCAAAGAGAGCGUGGAUCGAGCAUUGCACUGGCCUUAUUCGAACUUGUACCGCCCAGAAACCACAUGCCGCAGCUAUUGACAACUUUCCUCAUGUCCAAACACGCUUUUUUGAGAAUCAAAUUUCUAAGGUGAAAGAAUCAGCUGUGAACCACACUGAUAUACCUUACAUGUACCAGGUUCUCAGUGAUCUCGGUGCUGGCUACGGUCCCACCUUCCAGGAUCUUGAAAAUUGUUACGCCAGUUCUUGUUCUUCCUUCGCCGAUUUGCUUGUGCCUGAUACGCAAAGUGUCAUGCCAAAGAAUUAUGAGUCUCCUCUGACUGUCCAUCCGUCAUUCCUAGAUGGAUUGCUCCAUCUGGUUUGGCCUAUCCUUGGACAGGGUCAGGAUCGCAUGGACUUGGACACUUUGUACAUGCCAACAAUGAUCAAGCAGCUCAGUGUUAGUCGCAAUCUUCCAACCACGGCUGGUGAUUAUGUCAAAGCCUACUGCAAUGGAAGUCCCAGUUUGCCAAAUCCUAAGCCGACUCAUUUUGACUUGUUUGCAACCCAUGAAGGCUCGUCAGAGCCUUUGAUCACGAUGGGAGGUCUCAUCAUGACUCCCCUCAGGGAUGCCAACAAUCAUCGUGAAGAAGUUCGUAAAGUCUGCUACAGAAUCGAUUGGCAUUCAUUGGCUGAGAUCGAAAAUGUCAGAAAUGAGACUCAAGAGUCUAAUAGUGAGGCGGCUUCAAAUGGCAGUAGUCAUGUCAGUGGAGCAAAGGUCACCAACGGACACCUAGAGUCAACCCAGCCCCGGCAUUUCAAUGGCGAUCCUAUCAAGCGACGUGAGGUGUUUGUCAGUCAUUUCGGGAAGUCCGAUGGAACUGCCAAUACACUGAGCAGUCUUCUGUCAGAUAAACCUGGCUGGAAAGCUUCUGUGAAAACAUUUGGCGAAACAAAUUUCUCUGACAAACAUCUUGUCCUACUUCAAAUUGGAGCUAGCUCGCUCAGAUACCUCACCGAAGAUGUGUUCGAAGAUCUGAAAAAGGCCCUGCUCAAUGCUCGUUCCGUGCUUUGGGUCUACCGAGCGGAUUUUCCAGAUGCACAAAUGACAGUUGGCUUGACUCGCACUCUACGCUCGGAGACUCUAGCCAAUAUAGCCACUCUUGGUAUCGAGCCUGAAGACAUCAAGAGCCCCGAAUACCCUAUUCUAUCAGUUAUUGAUGCUCUGUGGCCCACUGACGGCACUAAGCCUGUCGCUGACUUUGAAUUUAAGGCCAAGGGCUCAGAGCUGUUCGUUCAGCGUAUUGUCGAAGACGAUGCUGCCAAUGCAUUUGUCCACAAUGAGACUCACGACAUGCCAAUCUCAACCCAGCUCUUCAUCCAGCCUGGACGUCGAUUCAAGAUCCAAAUUGGAAACCUGGGUGCACUCGACUCUCUCUACUUCGUGGACGAUAACCUACCCCCCUUGGGGGAGAAUCAGGUGGAGCUUGAAGUCAAAGCAACCGGUUUAAACUUCAAAGAUAUUGUCGUUACCAUGGGCCAGCUUUCACAGCCUUACAUGGGAAUCGAAUGCAGCGGCAUCGUAUCGAGCGUUGGCACAAAUGUGAAGAAUGUCAAGGUUGGCCAGAGAGUCAUGGCGUUGCCUGAAGGUGCUUUCUCGACCUAUGCACGAUGCCCUGAUACCAGCGUUGCAGAAAUCCCGGACACUAUGUCCUUUGAGGUCGCGGCUACAAUUCCAGUCGUUUUUUGUACCGCAUACUACUCGUUGUUUGACCUGGGUCAGCUGCAACCAGGCGAGCGUGUCCUGAUCCAUGCCGGCGCCGGUGGUGUUGGUCAAGCUUCAAUCAUGGUUGCUCAAAUGAUCGGUGCUGACAUCUUCGUUACCGUCGGUAGUCUUGACAAGAAGCAAUUCUUGAUGACUCAAUACGGAAUCUCGGAGGACCGCAUCUUUUACAGUCGAGACACAUCCUUUGCUCGUGGUAUUCGGAGAGCGACUGGCGAAGUAGGCGUGGACGUUGUCAUUAACUCUCUCGCUGGUGAUCUUCUUCGAGAAACUUGGGAAUGUCUCGCGCCAUUUGGUCGGUUUAUCGAAAUUGGCAAGGCCGACAUCACAAAGAAUACUCGGCUCGAUAUGCUUCCAUUUGAUAAUAACGUCACGUUCGCCUCAGUUGAUCUUACCAAGGUUGCCAAAUUUAGGCCACAGCUGAUAAAACGCCUCAUGGAUGACGCUUGUCGGCUGAUGCGCGAGAACUCAGUCCAUCCUAUAUUACCACUUUCCACCUAUGCAAUCUCAGAUAUUGAGAAGGCUUUCCGUACUCUGCAGACAGGUAAAAGUAUGGGCAAGAUUGUUGUUGUUCCUCGAGAUGGCGAUCUCGUCAAGGCUAUCGCACCAAAGACUAGUUCAACUCUUCUGCGCCCUGAUGCAUCGUAUAUCUUGAUUGGUGGUACGGGUGGUCUAGGUAGAAGUAUGGCCACGUGGAUAGCCACUAAGGGCGCAAGGAAUAUUGUCCUUGUAUCCCGCCGUGCAGCUAUCAAUGAGAGAGUGCAGGCUUUGAUUGACAGUUUAGCUCCUUUGGGGGUGCAAAUCAUCGUCAAGGCUUGCGAUGUCAGCAAUCCAGAGUCUGUCGAGGCUCUCGUCAAGGAAGAGAUGAAAGAUCUUCCUCCGGUACGAGGUGUGAUUCAGGGUGCGAUGGUCUUGCGUGACAUGCUUUUCGAGAACAUGUCCCUGGACGACUUUACAGCCGUGACAUCCAGCAAGGUCGAAGGAUCAUGGAAUCUACACAACACCUUAAUCGACACGCCCCUCGACUUUUUUAUUGCUCUCUCAUCCGUGGCUGGCAUAGUCGGCAACCGUGGCCAGACAGCAUACUCUGCAGCAAACGUCUUCCUAGACGGAUUCAUGGAGUAUCGCCAAUCCCUCGGUUUACCAGGAACAUCAAUUGACUUUGCCGCGGUCAGUGACGUCGGUUACCUAGCUGACAGUGACGUUCAGCGUCGCCAGGAAGUCCUGAAAAACAUCGGCAGUCAGACCAUCGACGAAUCCGAGGUUCUGGCACUCGUUGCCGCCGCCUUGACAGGAGACUUGAACCAGUCCUGUGUCGGACAGUGCAUUACCGGCCUGGCAUUGGACUCCUUGGAUAAUAACUUUUGGAUCCAGGACGCCAAGUUUAGCGUACUUUACGAAGCUGCUAAGGGCCAGCCCGGAAGCAGCUCUCAGCGAGAUGGACCCUCUGUCCCGCUGCAAGUUACUUUACAGGCUACGUCGUCUAAGGAAGAGGCUUUGAUUGUGUGCUAUGAAGCGCUGGCCGCUAAAUUAGCACAGGUCCUUGUCAUCUCCUUGGAGGAUAUGGAUCCUUCGAUUACCGUGGCUUCAUUGGGUCUUGAUUCACUGGUAGCCAUUGAGAUUCGAAACUGGAUUGCUCGGGAGGCCAAUGCUAACAUUCAAGUCCUGGAGCUCUUGUCCAGUGGGACUUUGAUGGCCUUGGCAGAGAUUAUCCUGAACAAGUCUCAGGCUUAUACCUCUUCUUAA